UGUCACCACGCGCUACACGUACGCCGUCAGUACAUCAGCGUGCGACAGGGAUAUGUCACGCAGGUGGUGACCGUGGAUUUUGAGCAUUCCAAAACCUUGGGGCGCCGCGAGUUACCGCGCGUCACUGCAUACGCCACCACGUGUCACCACGGGCCAACCAAUUUUUAGGAUGUCGCGCGAAUGACGUGCUAAUGUCGCCCAAGUUGGGCAGGCCAUAAACCUAAGCCUAAUGUUUGCAAAAUUCAUUUCCUAAAGUAACUAAGUCUCCUGUGUUGUUUCACAUGCUCCUUUGGUUCGAGCGGGCUACAGAGUUUAUGAAAACCGUUGAGCUGAAAGCAAAUGAGUCUCUCGUGACUUUGGUUGAAGAUAUCUUUGACACUGCAUUGGUAAUUUGCAAAUGCAGCGGGGAAGGCCAAAUUCAGCUCCUGGAUGGUUUCCUACUACAACUAGGCCAUGGUGUGACUGACUUCCGUCUCAAAAUUACUAUAAGACUGGAGGCCUUGAGAACCUUUAAUUCGAUGCUUGAUUUAAUCUCUCGUGAGAGGAAGAUAAAAUUUCACUUGUCUGAAGAAGCACAUGGUUUAAUGCUUGACCUGGCAAAAACGAUCCUGGAUGUUGGCGACUAUGAAAUUCAGGUCGCCAUUUCUGAGGCAUUGUGCCGAAUGACCGAAAGGAAGACGCGGGAGACGCUUAUUGAUACGUGGUUUGACGAGCGGAAUGGAAACGCAUUCAAAGAGAUUAAAGACUUUGAAUUUGAAACCGACUGCCGAAAAUUUCUCAACAGACUGAACGCAAGCCUUUUGAAUAAAAGAAGAGUCUACACUUAUCCCUGUAACUCUGCUUUCCUAGAUCUGAAUGAGUUGAAGAUGCCAGCUGAUGAUAAACUGGAGAACUUCUGGAUUGACUUCAACCUGGGCAGUCACAGUGUGACGUUCUUCAUCAAGGAUGAUCACGAUGCUGAGAAUGACCUCUGGGAAACAGUCAGCUUGUCAUAUGAAGCUGUCAAAACUUUUGUUGUGGAAGACGUAGUGAGCGCAACAAUCCUCGUUAUAAACUUGAAGGGAACGCUGUUGGUCAACAAGAAGGAAGGCAAGAAGGUGAAAAUAUAUUUUGACUCUACAUUUGAUAUCCUGGAGGCCGCCAAGCUGGUGUACGGCGUGGAAAAGAUGCUGACAAACAUUGGAAGUGAGUGUCUCCCAACCGAGCUGCCUGAGAUAUCACUGGCCGUCAGUGAUGGGGAGCUGGAGAGGAAGUCUGGCUCCGUGCACGCCGACUGGCAAAGACGCCACAGCGACACAGAGGGCGAACACCGCAAAUCAUUCAAGAAACCUAGUAACUUAAAGAGUAUGUCGCCCUUGGCUGCCGGCAAAGGUAGUCUUCGAAAUUCUUCAAACUCUGUGGGAAGCAAAGGUGUAUUAUCAGCGCAAAACCAAAAGGUUGAGAGUGGUGAAGAUGUACAAAGUCCGGAUUCUAAGGAAGAUCCGACUCUCGAUGAAGUUUUCACCAGGGCGACAACUGCUGAAUCAAAGGUCACGGUAAACCUUAAUUUCACCAGCCUCUCACAGCACGGAAACAGGCCCUUCAUCCCAACCUGUCCGCGCCGACAAACAUGUCCCAUCUACCCCACGCUCUGCCCACAUCCCUCGAAACCUUUCCCAUCCAUGUGUCCCUGAUGCUGUCUGCUUACGUCCUACUCCGACACAUCUUCUGCCGAUGCUCGCGGGUAUCGUGCCGGCCAUGCUUGGCAGAGUACUUCACCCACAGGCUGGUGUGCAAGGCCCCAUUGGAUGCCAAAUAUCCUCCGCACCACCUUGCCCAGGGCCCGCAGCGACUGGGACCUCAACGCCUGUCAUCUCGUCGCCCAUUCUCCCGAAAACACAGCGACCUUCUGGCUCUGGUUUCAACACACUAGGAGCACAGAGAACCACCUGGGAACAGCCCACACGACCUCUGCAAUUCACUAUUGCACCGAACACCACAGCCCGACCUGGCUCGGACCUGACCCGCAGCGAGUGGGUCGCCCUGAACCGGCUCCGUACAGGGGUCGGCCGGUUCAACGGUAACAUGCAUCGCUGGGGGCUGCAUUCGACCGCGCUGUCCUCCGCCGCCCCCUGGUGGAGUGGUAGACCUCAUGGCCCUCACCAACAGCACAUUGAACUGGCUAUAGCGCCUGGAGGCAGUCACAUAACCUCUGCUGCCUCAAACCCAGGAAGAAGAUCCAGGUAUCUGACCAAGUGUCUUAUAGAUGUCACUAUAGUCCCUGCCUCAACUGCCUCCUCCGGCAGCUCGUUCCACACACCCACCACCCUCUGUGUGCAAGAAGUUGCCCCUCGGGUUCCUUUUAAAUCUUUCUCCUCGCACCUUAAACCAUUCCCUCUGGUUCUUGAUCCCGAUAGGCUGUAUG
This is a messenger RNA of Leucoraja erinaceus (little skate), 2404 nucleotides long. Its product is annotated as synaptonemal complex protein 2-like. The coding region runs from base 282 to 1673 and encodes 463 amino acids. The record is from RefSeq and is a predicted model, not a curated record. The transcript is spliced from 14 exons. NCBI's taxonomy places the organism in Eukaryota, Metazoa, Chordata, Chondrichthyes, Rajiformes, Rajidae.